GGGGGUGAGGGAGAGGGGAGAGUAGCCGCGGAGGGGAAGGGAAAUUAUUGAUCACGGCGGGUUGUGGGCCUGCCUGUCUGCCACCCGCCACCGCGCCGCUCCCAGGCCUACCCUGCAACCCUGCAACACCAUGCAACACACAGUAAGCAGCACAUGAUCGCCAUGGGUAGUGACCAACACUUUUGCCUGCGGUGGAACAAUUUUCACAGCAACAUUGCCACAUCGUUCGAGCACCUCCGUGACCAUGAGGACUUUGUGGACGUGACGCUGGCAUGUGAGGGACGCAGCUUAAAGGCACACAAGGUGGUGCUCUCAGCCUGCUCCCCAUAUUUCAGAAACUUGCUCAAGCAAAAUCCAUGCCAGCAUCCAAUAAUAAUCCUGAGAGAUGUUGCAUAUGUGGACAUGUCAGCGUUGCUCAGCUUCGUGUACCAGGGGGAGGUGUACGUGUCUCAAGACCGACUCACCACCUUCCUCCGCACAGCUGAGCUGCUCCACAUCAAAGGACUGACUGAGCAGAACCAACAACAACCACACCUUGCAACCCACCAGCUGCACAGAGAUCAGGGAGGGUUGGUAAACAAGGUGGUGAGCAGCCUUGGGGCCAUAGCAGUCCAAGGCCCCACAUCACCCCACCUGAGGUCCACCCCCUCCCCCACCAGCCACGUGUUGCAGCAGCCGUCCCACAUUUCACCACCACCCAAAAAGCGCCGACCAGCCAGCAGUCCAACUCUCAGUUUGCCAGUUUCCACCGCAACUCCUUCUACCCCACCCCGCUCAGAGGUGCCCCCGGCUCGUGCAGAACUGAGCCCACACCUGGAGGGUUCUACUCUAGCCGCAGCUCUCACCAAGCCCCUCAACCCCUCUGUUCAGCGAGGGGACGUUGCGCCGCGCAGCUCACAACUCCCGCCUUCCGUACAGCUGCCCCCACCUCCCUUGUUAGCAGCGCCCCACCCCGCCCCAGAUGUGCCAAACGUCAAGCAGGAAGAUGAAGGGGAGGGAGCCGUGGGAGAGGAAGACAACCGCAUGCCAGAGGCUGUCAACCUUGUAACGGAAGGUUCCAUCCUGAGGCAGCGGAUCCAGGGCUACCAGGGGAGCUGCGAGGCACCCGUGUCUCUCCCCCCUCCUCCCACCAGCAGUGGCAGCACACGCCCCUCCCUGCACCCACCUCCCACUGUCAAGGACGACUCUCUCAGCGACGACACCACUUUAGGGGGGGAGGCUGGGGGAGAGAUGGGAGAAGCGGAUGAGAAGAAGGAGGCUUUAGCCAGUCCACCACCCAUGGUGAUCAGACCACCACUCAUGGGGCUUCUUCCCAGGGAUGCUGCAGGGUUAUAUGCGGGUCCAGGAACAUCAGGGUCUAUAGGUCAGCAACAUGAAUCUUCUCAAGAACCACGUAAUGGCAGCAUGGGGGAGACCUACGCAGGAGUGGAGGAUAACCCGUAUGAGGCGCGCCCGUGUCCGGUGUGCCACAAACUGAUCAGCAACCGUGCCAACCUCAAGAAGCACCUCAAGAUCAGGCACUCAGCUCAAGAAGAGGCUCUCUGUCUCUACUGUCGCAAGGUCUUCCGCAACAAGUACUCCCUGUGGACCCACAUCAACUCCUAUCACCCUGGGGUCAAGUCUGCCAAUGCCCAGGACCCAGCCAGUGCUCCUCAGGAUGCCAGUGGCUCUGUUUCUGGUAGUACUGGUAGUGCUGCUGGUCGCUCCUCUGGGUACAAGGGGCAGUAAUGGUCGUAUUUUGUGUAGAAAAGGAUUUGCUAUUACCUCAUAUUACAUUUUUCUACUAAAACACUGUGCUCGACUAAUCUCUUGGAAAUUCUGAAAUCCACUUUACCGUUAUUCUCUAUGUUUUCAGAUUAAUCAGAUCCUAUUGAGCUCUGUAGGAAUCAGAGAUCCUAGGGAGUAUCUUGAGGUGGAAGAUCAUGAUGUUAUCUGCAGGUGUAGGGUCCUACUUGAUGAAAGUACUGUACGGGUCCUAAGUUCUUAUCCCUACACCCAGAGGCCUGAGUUCUGUGCCCACACUACACAGUUCAUUGUUAUGCUGUUCAUGCAGGUAUGUUCAUCAGGUUUACCAAUCAACACUCUACCUCAGUUUUAUAUCAGUAGUAGCUUGUAAACACAGCCACUCUAACUAAUUGAAAAUUAAGUCAAUUAUAUGGAGAUCUGAUAGUCCAAGCCAUAAACAUUUGUACUCCGUAUGGAAUAAGCCUUUUUUUCUCAGUUUUUAUCACAGCAGUCUGAUUGGCUUGAAUAUCCUCCAUAUGGAAAUCAUCCGCACAUAAAACAGCAGGUUAUGUUUACAAGUGUGAGCUCCGCAACGCUUGAGACAAUAUUACAUGGUCAUAGUAAGUACUCAUGAGAAGGUGAUAUAAUAUGAUCCUUGGUCCUGCACCCAAACAUGCCCUCCAACCCCCACCUCACCUCAUACCCCCAAACCUCAAUUCCCCAAACCCACCAGCUGCGUCUGGUGGUCGUGCUGUGAUGAUGCAGAUAUCUUGUCCUCAUAUUGCAGGGAGAUAAACGCUAAUGACGUGUUUCUGGCGGUUCUGAUGGAUAACUUUCUAUUAUUUUCCUCCGAAGAAUAUGUGAUUCAGAUCGUCCAGAGACUUUCUGAGAGGCGUUAUUGAAGCCAUGGGUCUCAGGUCUGAGCCAGCGUAGGACCUGGAGUUGCCAAGGUCCUGCGCUGGCCAGUCACUCCUCUAGGCUCGGCUCACGUCUGAACAACCUCAUCUAAUGGCUUUCAGGAAUGUUUUGUAACUCUAAUAUCAUUAAGAAGGAAGCAAGUACACUGACAGCACUUCGUUGGUACUGUUUGUAUAAUAGUAAUACUUAUUAAUAAUGCUGGUAAUAAUUACAAUAAAGCUAAUAAUAAUAAUAAUAAUAAUGAUGUAAUAAUAAUAAUAAUAAUACUUGGAGGAUCUUAGAAUGCUCAAACUACUGUACAAACUUCUUACCUCAUCACCAUCUGUCACUGGUUCUGUUCUGUAGUUCACAUCACUUAGUUUCCACCUAUCAGUUUCAUAUGGUACAUUAGUCCAGGUCCAAAUUAUGAUGCAACUCAAGAGUGAUGGUUAUGCCACCUGGUCAUCAGCUGUCACCAGGCCUUGAUGCGCCCACGGCCUCUGAGCAGCGAGCGCAGGCUGCCGGGGUCUGUCACUCAGUCAGGGAGCAAAGUACCUGUUAGGAGGGUCAUGUCUGGGACUGCUGUUCAUCACCUUUUAUGUCAAUGUGUUAGGAAACCAUCAGGCAUCAUUUGAGCUGAAGAAAUGGGAAGUAAAUGAUUGUUUUUGUGUAUUCACAUAUUAUAAAUUGUUUAGGAGUCAAUAUAUGAAGAUAAGUGGCAGGUGUUUAUCAGAGAGAUGAAUAAUUAAAAAUGUGUAGAAUUUAUUUUUUCAAGAAGACUAGAUAAUUUAUUGAUUGUUGUUGAGUACAGCAAUGUAAACAUUUUUAUCAUUAAUUUUGCCAUAGUAUUGGUGUAUGGAUGAUAAUGUCCGACCACUCACUCCACAUUUGGGUUAGAAGAAUGCUGCCACCACUGCAACGGGGAACUGAAAGGGAUGGCUGGAGGGGACCAAGAGCCACCUCCUCUUUGGUUGUCUUUGUAAUGAGAUAGGGCAUGACAUCUAAUCCUGGUUGCCUCCCUUCAAGGGGAAUCUUAGUCUGAUGUAUUGGUAGAUUGAUUGCAGUGCUUUUACAAUUUUUAUUAUUUAUCAUUAGUUAAAUUCUUAUUGUUUUAUAAGCUUAAUUAUUAUCACAAGUAUCAUCAGUGUUAUGGUUGUUGAUGUGGUUGGGUGGGGUGCAGUGGUGGUGUGGAAGAUGCGGCAGUCAGUGCAGGCAGUGGUAGUGGUGGUUUGAGUCCCUCCACAUGACAUCAGUCCCAGGCAGACACCUGACUAACUCCUCUUGGGGUAAGCCAUGCAGAAGAGCCAAUAUAUUUUUACUAUUUUUACUAAAGAAAAGAAAGUUGCUUCUUUACUUUUGUUACACAUAUGCUAUUAUGGGUGUAUAAGGGAAAAUAUUAACCUUAGAUAGAAUCACGAGUUUGCAGAUUUCUUUUUCAUUAGAAAUUAGCCUUUCUAAUGGAAAGGCAUCACAAACAUACAACCAAUUUUUUCUCUUUUUUGUGAUCUCCAUAUACCAUAUUAGUAAAACCAGUUUCAUUUAAUUAAAUUUAAUUUGUCAGGUUUGCAUUUCAACCUCAGGAAUCAGGGCAGGGACCUGUGGUGAUGCAAUGGCACAUCAGUCAUCGUAAUCUUGGCGGGGUGACCCUGCGAUGCACACGGUUACUUCACACCAGAGUAACUCGUUGUCACAACCAGACCAACACCACACGGCAAGGUGGUGUGUGUCACGCAUGGCCUGGGAGUGUUGGCUUGGUGUGAACGCCAGUACCUCACCUGCUGUGCUGCACCACCACUGCCUUGCUGGUGGUGUGUCUGCUGAUGUACUCGCAUGGCCACCUCUCACCCGUUGUUUUCCUUGUUUUGUAAAUUUAGGUGAACUCCUCAUUGCGCAGCAGAUCCAGCCAGGAACCUUAGUGCCACACAUGAAACUUGUAAAGUUUUACGUGGCAUUACCUCAAAGAUAUAUUUUGAGAAUUCAGACAUUUAUACCUCCUCUGCCUCCCACACGUGCCAUGUGAUGGCAUUGUGGAAUGCAGAUGUACAUGUGACGGCCACCUUGGAGUUUUUUGGUCUGCUGAUGCCAUUGGGGCAACUCUUGUGUCAUCAUCCAUUUAGUACAAACAGUGUCAUUAUCAGGAAUAAAGUCAGGAGUUUCUGUGCAUCUUUUCCGCUAGUAAGCAAGAAAGACUUGGCCUCCAUCAAUGCUGUAUGUCAGUGUAAUUGCUGAUUCUUUGUAGAAAAUAUGUCUGUAUAUAUUUACAGUGCAUCCCAAAGUAUAUUGUAAUUAUUUGAUGCUAUAGUAGAACUUUUUAUUUAUCUAAUUUUGUAUCACAGUUGUUUUACUCAUUUUACGAGAGCCAUGCAGGUUACAGUCCAUAGUUAACUAAGCGGCAGCCAGGGAAGGCGUCUGUAGAGCGGCCUUUCAUUCUGUGAGUGAAGUACAGUGUUGGUUUUGUUGUUGUCAGGAAUCAAUAAUGUCAUGCCCCAUUGAAAUUAUUCUUCAUGUAAGCAUUUCUCUGUUAUUUUAUGUUAAAAAUAUGGUUCUGUUUAGAUUUAACCAUAAUGUUUCUUAUUUGAUUGGAAAUUUUAUGAAGCUUGGUUUUUAUGAAUGAGGCAUGUUAUGCAGAAAAUUUGUUAUUAUUAUUCCAUACAGUGAGCAUGAUGCAGUACCAGCAAUGAAUGUUGUUUUGAAGACACUUUCCUGGCUUCCGCCUUCACACAUACCGGUAUCUUCUCUACCUCAGGAAUCAGACGUUAUGAUCAUGGUGGGGGAUUGGGGUGGGUCUGGGAAAGCUGGACGUGCUGGGCCACCCCUCAGGGUGGAUAUUUGCCACAAAACACAAAGCUUGACAUUUAUUACCCACCUCCAGUGUUUUGUGGAUAGUAGAUCAGUUAUACCUCAGUUGUAGGGCGAUUAUACAGUGGACAUUGGUGAGACCAUUGUGCAUUUCAGGUCAAACGCAAUUGAAUACGAGUACUGUCUACCUGAUAGAUUUGUUUUAUACAUAUACGUAAUGUGUUGUAGUGCUGUCCCAUAGUCUCUCAACCUCAUGUGUGAGAAGAAAAACACUGUAGAUGGAACACAUAAAGGUAAAUUUUCCUUGCCUUCUCAAUAGUGGUUCUGCUUCAGCCAGCCCAGCCUCGCCCUGAUCCCCCUUCCAGUAUACUGUAUCAGCCGGAAAACCCAGAGUGUCUUGGCAGGUUGUAACUUUUGUAAAGGACAAUCUGUGGGCACUUUGGGAUAUGUAUUUUAUCAUAUGCCGCUGUGAGACAGUUUAUUAGAUACUACAGGGAAUAUUUUUACAUUUACAUACAUUUUAAUAGUAAGUUCAAUGUCCAUUUUCAUUAGGAAAAAAUAUCAUGAAGUGUUUCACUGUAGUUGACGUGAUGCAUCUUAGUUGAUUCACGUACGUACCAAUCAGCUGUUCUUUGUGAUGUGGAAUGGUUUUGUCCACAGUUUUUCAGGUAAUAUGUGAGCUGAGUGCUGGUGUAUCUUGCAGUCAGUUAAACUCCUACACAAAGCUCUAUCUUCUUCCCCUGUCAGACAGUUCAUGGAUAAUAGCACUUAUAUAUUUUUUUUCCACCUCUUAUCCCUUAUCACCCCACAAGGCAUAAUUCAGACAGGCUUUUUUUUUUUUUUUUUUUUUUUUUUUUUUUUUUUUUUUUUUUUAAUUUUUCUUUUUUUUGCAUUGUUUAUUCUGAUUUUAUUAUCUUGGUGUAAAUAAUGUUAGUGGGGUGAUGUAAAAUAUAUAUGUGUGAUAUGGUUCUCAUGGUGCGCUGACAAAACAACCAUGUGUGGAAAUAUAAAUAACUGUGCCAUGGUGUUACUUGCAAUGGUGACUAAUUCUCGCUGGAGUUUUGGUUCCUGACAGUCCCUGACUCCCUUGCUGGUGACUGAACAAUGUCUGUAGUAAUUGUGUGUGGUAUUGCAUAGCUCAUGAAUAUAAUGAGAAUAGUAGAUCAAUAGAAAGCAUGUGAGCAUGGCAGUGACGGUCAGAAUCGUGACAAAAGACCUAUUGGUCACACUUUGAGCCCAGACAGAUGUAAUUUUUGUAGAUUUUCCUCACCCUCACGAGAACAGUGUGUGAUCUUCAUCAUCACACCUUAUAUGACUAGCUCUCAGUACACUGGAGAUACUGAAUGUGUAGGAAUGAAGCUGAUAUAACCAUUUAAACUUUCAUCAUGAGUUUAAGGCAUUGUGUAUUUGGAUAUGUACGAAAGGUAUCCUUUGAAAUUCAUGCAUCACUUACUAUUCAAGUAUCAAGUAAAGAUAUCAUAAUUUUGUAAAAUAUGGAAGAGGUCAGUUGUAUUGCAGUGGUCUGAAUAACAUGACAAAGACCCAGUGCACAGGAUGUAGUACAGUACUUGCUUGGUGUUCAAUUAGACAUUGCCUGCUCAGCGCACCAUGACCUUAAUCUCUUAUAAAUAUUAAGCAUGAUAGUGUGACAUGAUCUAAUGAUUGUAUAUACCCUCACUCUUAAUGUUCAUUGCCUCAGUCUGUCUGAAUGGGAGGACAACUUUUCCGCCAUUGCUCAAGGAAAAUGCCGUGAAAUAUUAAAACAUUGCUGUGUUUAAUGUCUUGUUGUCUGUUAGAUGAUGUUUUAUAUUGAUAUAUUUUAAUUAUGAGUUUCAAAGAACUCAUUAUAUUCUUUGUUAGAGCCAUUUAUGUAGCUUUUUGGUUUAGUGUUAAGAUAAAGUAUAUAUUUUUUUCUUCCUACUGACUGCAAAACAAUUCUCCUUGGGAUAAAUUCAGACAUCGAAUUCUUUAAUUUCUUUUGAAAAAAAUUAGAUGAAAACACUAAGAACUUUUUGGUAAAGCUUUUGUUAUGUUGAUAGUUUGCUCACAUUAAUUGAUAUAAAUAAUGUGUGUUGUAGGUAGUUGAGGUGCACUAAUGUGCAUACCAUGAGUAUAUUGCAGAAAGAUGCAGUUUGCAAGCAACCGUUGCAAUGUGAAAUCUCUGUCUACACUAACAACUAAGUGUGUUUUGCCUUGGAGUAUACAUAGUAGAUUGGUGAGGGUGUCUGAUGAUCGAUCAUGACUCCAAAAUGGUUGCAUUGUGUGUAAGGUCUUGGUGAUGUGACAUUUCUCAAGUGUAAGCUUGUGUGAAAUGUCUUCAUGUCUGAUUGUGAGAACUCAUUUCAUCUGUUCUGAAGGACAGAAUUGCAAGAAUAGCUUGGUAGCUUCCAGAAUAUUAUAUUUGCUUGAAGAUUCCAGGGAUUUUAGUGUUAAAAAAAUGGGAGCUGGUCUUAUUAUUAUUUUAGAGAUAUCUUUAUAUUAUACUUGUUCUGAAGUUCCUUAUAAUAUAUAUACUUUCUAGGUGGAGUUGAAGAAACUACUUAUGGUCGCAAUGCAAGAGUCUCAAGUGUAUUAUGCUAUCAUUUGCCAGCUUUAUCUUGUGCGCUAGAAUGAAGAAGCAGAACAGUUAGUCAUCUGUCCUCAAAGGUAGUCAUGGAACUUAUAUUGAAUCAAUGAUUUGUGACUUUGAAUUAGCAUUGGAUGUGAACCAAAUGUGUUUCCUUUAUUUUGGUGUUGUGAUGGAACACAGCGUAGGUGGUAUUGGGAAGCUCAAGUGAUGUUUUAUUUGUUUAUGUGAUAUUUCCAUGUGAUGGAUGUGAGGUAUUAUGGCUGAGCCAUGGGACUGGGUGGUAUUUUAUCCUUCAUCAACAUUAUGACGAAGCAAAUGGUCAGUGCUACAAGACAAUGUAAAGGAUAUUGAGUUCAAGUUGAUUGCUUCCUCAGGGCAUGAAGCAGACAUGUGUUGUUUGCACUUCAGUGCAUGAAGUGGUAGAGCCUCUCACACUUUUACUUCAUGGCACAAAAUUAUGUUGCCAUGUCUUGUCCUAAUUUUCAAAAUGUUAUCAUUCAGUUUUCUUAAGAUUUUUCAUUGCAGAGAUCAGCAGUCUUCAGUCAUGUAUGAGAAUCUUCUGGUAAAGAGAUGAAUAUAUAAAGUUUCAGGACAUAUCAUGAAGUACCAUCACCAGAUAUUCAACUUUGAUUAGCUUCAGGUAACACCACCCUUGCAAAAGAGAUUCCACCCCAGACAGAGGCUAUUAUAUUGCAACAUUCAGUGGGGAAAAAGAUCCACUGAUUUGCACUUGUAUCACUGUAAAAUUAGCGUUGCCUAAAGUCAUGUUGGCACUUUCAUAAGUUCACGAUGAGAAAGUGUGAAGAGUGUGUUAUGAAUCAAUCUUGGUGAAGGUAUGAGAAGCUCCACUAUAGCUGCUGCCACUCAUUACUCCACUUCCUCUUUUAGUUUAUGGAGCUGACCAUUUGGAGACUUAUCAUUCUCCACAUCUGUGAGGAAGGUGUAAGAUAUUCUGUGAUAUCUGCAGGAACUGAAGGGGGGCAAUUUGUGCACCACGAAAACAGCUUAUGGGUAAAAUUUUACUCAGAUAUGCUGUCUAAUUCUAAUUGUUGUCACUUAGUGUACUAAACAGGCAGCCACAAAGGAGGCAUUUAUUUACUCUGGGUUGGCUGUUUAAUUCCCUGGUUAACGCACGAGUCUGAAAGCUUUAGUGGUGUGGGAAGGGCACUAGUGUUGCCUCAAGCCUCUCAGAUGAUGUUUCUAUAGCUUGCAGUGUGAGGCAAAAUAGAGGGAAGGUUAUGUGAACACUUCCCUGAAAUGUUUUUUGAUGUAAUGUGAGCUGUGCAGAAACAUUUGGAAUACUUGAAGCACACAGAGUGCCUGGAACACACCCUAGGGCAGGGAUGUUACAUUAAACCCCUGACCACUACCUCGAUUCCUUUAAAGCUAAGCAGUUGUUGUGGAUGGACUCUUCCAGAUUUGAUUUAUUGCAAGGAAUAGGUAUGAUUCACUGUGUUUUAAUGAGCUUGCUGCUGCUGCCGCUACUCUGAUUCUGUGAAUUUGAUACUGUAAUAAUUGUAUUGGGGGAGUUGACUUAUGGUGCUUGUCACACAGGAUGCUGGUUAAUGCAUGUCUCGGGAAACUGCAACUUUCUGCCUCAUUAUGCCUCGUACACAGUGACUUCAUCAAUAUCAGGUGUGUCAGCAAGUCGUAUAUACUUUUCAGGUUUAACAUGAAAAAAAUAGUGAACCUGUCUGAUUCAUAUAUUUUUUAUACUUCUUAAAUUGAAUCAGCUUUUUCUUGCUUUUUGUAUUGAGUAGUUUCAAAGAUUACAGAAAAUGUCAAAACCAGUGUUAAGUUGUUGAGUUUUUGGAGGCUGAUUGUAGAGAAACUGUAUUAACCAGGUUCAUGUGUUCAUGUGUUGGGAAUAUGGCAAUGCUGUGAAGUCCAAAUUGUGAUUUAGAAUAGUAUUAAUGGAAUUUCAAGGAGUGACUCUUGGAGUUUGUCUCUAGAGGCAGUAUUGGAAGCUAUGAGCUAAGUGUAAUAAGGAUCACAUGGUGGAAGAUGAGCCUGGCACCGUCACUUGCCAUCUUGUACACAGUACAAGACUUUUCCUCAUUAUGGGAUAUCAUUUGAUAAGCAAGAAUGGCUUAGCUUCUUCAUACCCUCAGCACACGUUGGCUGCAGCCAAGUUUGACGUAACUAAAGGAACUAUUUUAUUGGAACUCAACUUGUAGAGUACAUGCAGUAGAAAGGUAGAUGAUAGAAAUUGUCAUGUUGAAGAUAUGAAGAGCAAAGGUCGUCUUGCCAAUAAUCAGACACUGCCGCUUCAUAGUUUUUUAGCUUCAGAAGCUUUGUAUGCUGUGAUGGUAAUAAGUAGGAUUUCAGAAUGCUGAAAGCAUGUUAUGCAGGAUCCAAGGAACACCUGGCCAUGAGCUGCAAAGCAUCCCCGCCAGGUGUGGAGGGGCAUAUCCACAGGCUCUUUUCAGCUCUCAUGUUGAUGUCACUGCCAUGCCUUAACUUUUGUCACAAAUACUGAAAAAAAUGUUCCUAUCAUGAAUUCAAUUUGCUUUCAUCUUGAAAGUUAUUCAUUGUGAUGCAGUCCAUGAAUUUCAGAUGUCAUAUAAAAUGUCACAUAUAUUAUAUUAGUAACAGUAACAUUUAAUUCAUUAACAGAUUUGUAGUAAGAUUUUCUCAUUAUUUACAGUAAAUUGAACAGUUUUGAGUAGUUACCUGAAAGUAUCAUCACUGAUAUCACUCAGAUAUCAGUCCUCAUAAUAGACUGGCAGGGAACACAAUCAUGUUGAGCAUCAUGUUAGUGCAUUAGUGACACAUAGAAUCUAGAACAGUUUCAUGUAUAAUUCUGAGUUUAUCUGAAAACAGAUCGGUUCAUGGAAAUUCACAUGCCAAUAGUCAAAUAUGAACAAAAGGCAGCAAAAAGUGAUGUUAGUGUAGAGCCUUGAAUGUGGCGUGGAAUAUUUCCCUCCUCCUGUAUAUUGGUGUUGGUGCUGGUGGCGUUAAACAUAUUGAUACCUUUCAGUGGUCAGCUGCCCUGAGGAUUAUUACUUAAAGGUUCUGCUCCAAGCAGAGACUUUUAAUGAUACUAAGAGAGAGAGUGAGAGAUAUGGUGUUGGUUUAUUUCAUUUAGAGAUUGAGAGCGAGAAAGAGCGAACAAGAGAGAGAGAGAGAGAGAGAGAGAGAGAGAGAGAGUGAAGUAGUGAGAGGAUCUGAAAGGGUUGAAAAUUGAAAUGGCUUUUCAGGUGUGUUGUAGAUCCUGUGUUAAAUUAAUCCUCGAAACAUUUCUUAUUUCAUUUGGAGCAUCAAGUUUGGAAACCGAAUUAACUUAUUGUUUCUGGCCAAGUGUAUCAAGUCUCAGCCAAGUCACUUUAAGGAUACUAGUAAGGUAGUUGUGUGAGUAUGGAAUGGUGAUGAGAAUGAGUUUUAAUUGGUGAAAGAACACAUGAUAAUGUAGUUCAUUAGUUCUUUAAUGUUAAACACAGUGUUUGUGGGAAUGACUAACUUUUCAGACCUUGAUCUAAUUACACCCUCAUGUUGUAUGUCACGCUUGGAGCUUAUCUCUGAGUGUUCUUGAGGUGUGCAGAAAAUGCUACAGAAUGUUUCAUCACCAAAAAUUUUGAGCCUAUGCUGCUAGGUCUGAAUAAGCUAGUAGGUAGUGGGUUGUGUGGGGCAGAUUUGUGGAGCGGCAGGGAUGGGCAGGCACGCCAGUGCUGUGUUGCUGCACCCACACACACCACUGCUUGAGUUCACCUCAGCCACUAAUUCUGUCAGCAAACUCAGGCACAAUAACUUGAUUUAUCAUCAUAAAGCUUUAGUAAGUUAUUUAUAUUAUUGAUAUCAAUGAAUCUUGUGGACUACAAUAUAUUGACUUUAUACAUGAUGAAGUUCUUUGUAAAAAGUAGUAACUAAAACUUUGUGGGUGCAACAGAAGAUAUGAUGUACUGUAACAUGAAGAACCAAAAAGUGAGAUGCUGUCCACCAUGAAAAGAUGUUGCCAGUCCCUUGGCUACUGUGUAUGGUGAGGCCUGGCCUGGCCCAGCCCAGGCCCUGCCCAGGCUGAGGCUGCCCUGUCUGCCUCACUUACCCCACUUAAAAUUGUAGAUUUCAGAGUCAGCUGUAAGUUUGACUCUGUAUGUGUUAAACACAUUGAUUUUCUGUGAUUGGUUUAGGUUAUGGAAUAUACUUAUUGGCAAAGCCAAAACUAUUAUUUCUAAUAAGUUCCAUGAGAUGGUUGAGUUUUAAUAAAUAAUUGACAGAUGAUUAUGUAUAACAUUUCUAAGUUCACCAUUUAGAUAAAAAAGAAAUUUAGGUCUAUAUGUAUAUACUUUUGCAACUUUAUUAGGUACAGAAAGCUACAUAUUGUUGUAUGUGUUUGAAGUAUAAUUAAUGUAUUUAAUAUAUAUAACCUUUGCCUUGGUUUUACAUGAGGGAAUGUAUGGCCUUGUGCAUGCCAGGAAUGCAUAGAUUCUUGUCCCACUUCAAAACAAUGUUCACCAGCAGUAUUUGUUUUGAAUUUAUUUACUUGGUGCUUUCUCUUUAAGCAUCAUAAUGAGUGUUCAGUAUCUGAAGGUUUCUUUAUUUGCUGUAAAGACAAUUAUCCAAAAUGCCACACAGUAUCUUUCUUACUCAAAAAAAUGCUGUACACUAUUAUUUACAUAAUGAAAGCACAUAAUUUAUUCAAUAUUCAAAAUUGCAAGGUGAAUUUUCCAACAUUAAUCAUCCCUGUGAUAGUUUUGGUCACAUGACAUUGCUAGAGGUGUUAGGAACACCAUUACUCAUUCAGACCUCAGUUGUCACACCUGCCAUUCAUUACAAGGCUCUUGUUGGCCAGGCAGGAUACAGACAGCAGCUGCUUUUCAAUCAUGAGCCCAGGUCAUGAUGAAACUCGAGUGAAAAUAUUUGAUAACCAAAAUUUUGUAGACAUUGCAGCAUUCAGGUUUCACUUUAGGGUUCAGGAGACUAAAGACUUGCCUCUUUUACAGCGACAAUCACAUUUUGAAUCAGUACAUGAUCAAGGGCCAGGAAGUAACAUGAUAUCAGGGAGAAAUUUAAUCAAUCUAUUUUUUCUAAACUCUAUGCAUUAUUUAGUAAUUUCAUGAAGUAUUGGAUUGUAAACUUUAUAUGAAAUGUAUUUUCUCUAAAAGAGAGAAAAUUAAAGUUCUGUCAGUAUUUACAUAAAUUAUAUGAUGCAUAUUUAUGUAUAAUUUGUUGUAUACUGAAAACAAAUAUGAUGUCUUGUGAAUCAUUGUAAGAUUUUAAGAAAGUGGUCCAAGAAGUUCAAGCUUGAUUGUUACAUGACAGGUAAAUGGUCUUUUGUCUUUAUCAUCUUGUUGUGGUAAAAUUCCAGUAAUGGCCUCCCGCAACUGUGGUAUUUCCUGUUGGCCGGGCACGUUAUUCACGGCUGUGGCUCUUCAUACCAAAUUUUGAGUGAUCAAAGUCAGACUGCAGAUGUGAUAGCCUCAGUUUUGAAAAGGGAAAGGUCAUUGAGGUUUGUUCCAAUUGGAUUCUCAAACUAUUGAAUUGCCAAAUAAUAAGUGAUAAGGAUCUUAGCAUAAUUAAACAAGAAAAAAAAAAAAAGCUGGUGAAAAAAGAUUUUGUCAUCAGUUUUAAAUCAAUAUUUUGCAUUAAUUAUCCUCAGUUUUUAUUAGUGUAAUUUUUAAUACAAAUGGAGUCAAGCUAAGAGUUGAGUAUUUAAUGUGUAAAACAAUGCCUGUUAUUGCUGCUUCACAAUGGUACAAGUAAAUAAAAACAAAAGUGCAAAGUCAGGUUAGAGCUCGACUGUCAUUGCCAUUCUGCGUCAAGUCAUGACAAACAUUUUAUUUGCAUUCUUCAGGUCACUCCACCCAAAGAAAAUAUUGACUUCUUUCUUGACGUAACUUUCUGUCGGGCAGUUCAGCAAAUUUAAAUUGCUAUAUUUCUGACUCUUUACUGUUGUACACUAUUAGAAUCUUCAGUGUUCAUACAGAGUCACGUUUAUGCAUGUUUGAUAUAUGAUUACAUGUACCUUGGCAUUUUUGUUGGCAGCAGAAUAGAUUUUGACAGCACAAAAUUCAUUUAACUUUCAAUCAAGCGUUGAGACCAAUAAGCUGAUCUGUGUAUAUAAUAAGUACACAUCAUCUUAAGUUUAUCUCUGGAGGCAUUAUGAGUUACUGCAGGUUUUUACAUUGUCAAUGCAAUAAUUACUGAAGGGAAUGUAGAGUAGGAGAAUUCUGACGUUUAUUGAAAAAUCUAAAAUUCUUGUAGGUAGUAGGGUCAUUGCACUUUGGCGAGCCGUACUCUGUUCAAAGCGCUGAGGCAACGAUGAUAUUUGCCCGUGAAGUGAACCUAAACAAGGUGUGUAACUUUUGGAGUUUUGUGUUUGUCACUCUUGUGCUCAAAUCUGGUAGUAGUAUGCUUCAGCAUUGAUGAAAAAGUAAUAGGUGAUAACAAAAUCCUUUUUUAUAUUAAUUGCAAAGUGAUCAAUGUAUUUUCAGGAUAAAACAUGUAAAUUAUGAUUUGGUAACAUUUGCUUAGUCAUUCUUUGAGCACAAGGGAAAUGUUUCAUCAUUGCCUCAGAUGUAUAGGUCAUGGAAGAGUGUGCGUGUGUGUGUGUGUGUGUGUGUGUGUGAGAGAGAGAGAGAGAGAGAGAGAGAGAGAUUUUUGGCGGCUUUGAAUGCAGUACAGGUCCCUGGCUGUGGACAAGAGUUGGGUGUCAGGGGAAAAUGUUAGGUGGUAAAAAAUCCUUUCUAGUUUUCAUUUUUCUGAUUACAAAAAUGAAAGGCCCAAAUAAAAUUGAUUUUUCCCCCACUUUACUAAUCUGGUGUAUCCCAUUUUUUGUUUUCUGCAAUACUUUUCAUGUUCCGUUUUUCAUUAUCAUAUAAUGAAAAGUUAUGCUUCUGUUUUUGGUGUUGCCGUCUUGUCUUUUUGACCUAGUCUCUUAUUUUUGUUUGAUGUUUUUUUGUGAAAAUUUGUUUUCAAAUCUUGUGUCAUAAUGGUAUUUUAAGUGUUUUCUCCACCGUUCAUCUGUGCUACAUGUGGAUACAAUAGCUACAAUAAGUAGGAUUAUUUCUUUGGAUUUUAGUUCCAAACAAACAAAAUAUUGAAUGAAAUCAGGUGCCAGAUUACAAAAGAAAAUAUUGUAAGUGAAUAAUUUCCCUCAUGCUGUAAAGUGUAAGCAUUUGACUGCCAUCUAAACAUAGUGUCCAUUUUUUCUCACUAUUUCAAAAAGAUAAUGUUGAAAUAAUUGUCAGAGUCAACCAAAUGGACAUGACACUGAACCAACCAUGUGUGUGUGUGUGUGUGUGUGUGUGUGUGUGUGUAUAUGUGUGUGUGUGUGUAAGUAUAUGUGUGUGCGUUGGCUCAGUGCCAUGUCUGCUAGGCUGGCCCCCGUAUACUGUGCGGGGUGCAGAGUUAGUCUGGCUGAAGGUCCCUCUGUAUCUUUAGUAAUUUACCAAAUUAUGUAUCUGCAAGUAAAGGUAAAUAUAUAU
This is a messenger RNA of Portunus trituberculatus (swimming crab), 15414 nucleotides long. Its product is annotated as broad-complex core protein-like. Gene Ontology annotation, molecular function: protein binding. The record is from RefSeq and is a predicted model, not a curated record. Gene Ontology annotation, cellular component: nucleus. The transcript is spliced from 7 exons. Lineage: Eukaryota; Metazoa; Arthropoda; Malacostraca; Decapoda; Portunidae. The coding region runs from base 154 to 1728 and encodes 524 amino acids. Gene Ontology annotation, biological process: regulation of transcription by RNA polymerase II.